CAGUGGUAGCAACACCAGCACCAGCACCAGCCUAACCAACCCGAACCCGACCUGUAAUCCUGUGCCUGUCCUGUUGUGCUGAACUUGCUCGCUCGCUGCUCGGCAAAACGUGAACGCCUCGCCUCCUCGAGCUGCCGCCCGUAAAGUAGGAAAGUCAAACUCCCGCCUUCACUUUUUAAGACGUAGAGUUUUGGUUUGUUGAUCACUGCCUCACUUCGGUCAUCCUCACUUGGCUAUCACUCACGACCUCCGCAACGCUCCCACCACUACCACCACCACCACCAUCACCCACCUACUCGAAUCUGCCUGCCUCACUUGCCUCGACAUUCACCUCGCGUCAAAGUACUAUCCGAUACGACUUGCCAAUUGGCCUUCGCGGAGUCGUUCAGCAACCAACGAAAAGCCUGUCGUCUGCGCCAUAAGGCCCCCCAGUCCUCACCCCCCAGAAGUCUAGCAUCAACAGACCUUAGCAUCUGCAUCGACAUCUCCACCACAACGCAACGCAACGCACUGCACCCGCAGCAAUUCUCACAAGCACCCUCACCGCGGUCAACCCUCAACACUCAACCCUCACGCAUCCUCACUCUUGCUCUCAACUGUCGCCUUCGCACCAUGAGAGCAACCCCCGCAGAUUGUUGAUCCAGGCGACGAUUCCGCCUCUAUCGGGAGACUGACCCAGAAAAUACUAGUGCCGACCAGCGCAUCAAUCUCGAGCGAGGGUGAUCCAACAACACCACCACACCAACUCCCACGACCUGCGUGUGCGUGCGAGCCAGAAGCCAGGAGAGAUGUCUUCAGCCGCACUGCAAGCCGCGCCUCAUCAACCGACCUCCGUCUCAUCGCAUUCUCCUGUGGCCGCAACAGCUAAUCGUCCUUUUACCGCGGGUUCUUCCCAGUCAUCGAGAGACCCAUAUUACAACCAGAAUAACACCUCAAACGCGUCUCCCUCUUCCAAUCGCCGACCCAGCAGACGGCCAAGCGGCAAUGGCGCAUCGUCGAAUAAUAAUUCACAACAAUCCGCACAAUAUUAUUCACAAUCUGGCAACGGCCCCAAUCCCAAUUCGCCGAUGACCAGUCGAGCUCCCAAUAACUCCAAUCCCUCCGCCUCCCCCACGAUUACCGCAGCCGCAGCUUCAGGUUAUCCUGUCAUGGCCCCAGGAGACCACCAACGCGGUGUUCCCCCAACCGUCACACCGAGAACCUCCUCAAACCGAACCUCGACAUCCGCCGCCGCUCCCUCGGCCUCGAGAAGAGAACGAUACGCAGAUGCCUCCAACUCACCCAGGCAAGCUCCUGGUGACGAUCAACAGGAAAGAUCAGAGCGCCAAAGAAGCAAUGGGAGUACACAGGUGAACGGGGCCGGAGAUGACUCUCGGUCCAGGAGACGAGCACAGCAACAAUCGGGAGAGGCCCUGCCGCAUAGACCGAGUGGGACAAGGGAAUCCAGAGCCUCACAAUCUGCGUCAAGACCCACGGCCAUGGCUGUUCAAUCACCAACCGCGUUGUCGCGAGAAGCAAGCGAGGUCUUAAAUCGAGUCAUUGUGAGCAAGCCCGAGGUCGAUCUGGAUCGGGAGCGUGAGCGCAUGGCAGAAGCUGUACCAUCAUCUCCGCCUUCGGAUCAGACGCCAAGAAGAGAAAUGGCGGUGGUGGGCACUGAGGUGAUGGAAGAGAAUACGAGAGGUAGCCGCAGUCGACAUGAUCAUGCGAAUACUGGCAAGCGGGAGAAGAAUAGCAAAUUUGGCGAUUACUAUUUGGGCAAUACCCUUGGAGAGGGAGAAUUUGGUAAAGUCAAGAUGGGGUGGAAACAAGAAGGGGGCGUGCAGGUCAGUUGAAUACUGUUGUUAUGAUAGUGACUACGCUAACUUGCAUCAAAGGUUGCCAUUAAGCUUAUCCGUCGCGAUAGUGUUGGGACGAACCCAACUCGACUUGCAAAGAUCUACCGCGAAAUUGCUAUUCUUCGAGAGAUAUCACAUCCUAAUAUUGUCCGUUUACAUGAGAUGGUGGAGACGGAAAAGCAGAUUGGUAUCAUUCUAGAAUACGCCUCGGGUGGAGAACUAUUCGACUACAUUCUGAACCAUAGAUACCUGAAGGAUAACGCUGCUCGACGUCUGUUCGCACAAUUGGUUUCCGGAGUUGGAUAUUUGCAUAAGAAGGGUAUUGUUCACAGAGAUCUCAAGCUUGAAAAUUUGUUGCUCGACCGCAAUCGGAACAUCAUCAUCACUGACUUUGGUUUUGCCAACACUUUCAGUCCUAACGACGAACUAGGGGAUGAAAUUGAGUAUAACCUGGGCAGCAGAGAAUAUGUCAAGCGCAUGGAACUGGACAAGAUCUUACCCAAUGGGAAUAGAAGAGGCGACUUGAUGCAGACAAGUUGUGGCAGUCCUUGUUAUGCAGCUCCGGAACUUGUCGUAAGCGACUCGUUAUAUACCGGCCGCAAGGUUGAUGUAUGGAGUUGCGGAGUGAUAUUGGUAAGUUUUGAAAGACUGGUUGACUUGUAUUUUGCUAAUUCCAUCAGUAUGCCAUGCUUGCUGGCUACUUGCCAUUCGAUGACGAUCCAGCAAACCCGGAAGGCGACAAUAUUAACUUGCUGUAUAAGUAUAUUGUGUCGACUCCUCUCACCUUUCCUGAAUAUGUCACACCACAUGCUCGAGACCUUCUGCGCCGAAUCCUCGUUCCAGAUCCACGUAAACGUGCCGACCUAUUCGAAGUUGCGAGACAUAGCUGGUUAAGCGAGUACUCUCAUGUUGUGGGUUUCAUCACGAGCAGUACCACAACCACCGCAGAAAUUUCCUCAGCCACCGUCAAGUCGGAAGAACAAGAAGCACCCGGACUUGGAAGAAGUUCCUCGGUCAGAGAGCCCACGAAAACAGGCAAAGCCCCAGCACCCGUUGUUGGAGAAUUGGGGAGAAAACAUGGAGGAGUGGAUCCAGAUGCCCCAGAAUCGCACCCAAAGCCCAGCAAGGACAACAAGAGAAGAACUGUCCAAGUGGAAUAUGUUGCUCCUCGUUCACAAACUCAACGUGGCGAGCCCGUCUCUGCAGUUGCACCAUCAGGAUCGAAAACCCGUGCUCGCGCUGGAAGUUUUGGCCCAGUUGAAGUGCAAUCAACCCCACCUGGAACCAGAAGACAGGUAUCUACGGAGAAAGCUCUACCAAGGGAUCCCCCAGCUGCUCAGGAUGCGUAUGCCAGCCAUGGAAGACGCCCAUCAACAUCACAACGCCCAUCAGGUAUGCCUCCCCCUACCCGCCCCGGACGUGAACACUCUCGAACCCUGUUGGACAAAACUCACAUAGCAGCUUUAGGCGGACCUCCUGUCUCCAUUGCCAGACCAAAUACCGGAGGAUCGAUGACCUCUUUCGCAAGCCGAGGUGGAACGAUACCACUGACCAACCGAGGUUCUUAUAGCCAACCUGCAGCGCCCACCGUGACUGGCACGAAUACACACGGUCGAAUCGAACAGCCAAAGGGUUCAAAGAACUAUAGCAUUUCUGGUACUCCGUCACAGGAUGAGUCAUCUGAGUAUGGCAGACCAAGUUCGCAUCAAGUUCCGCCAAAGUUUCAAAAGGUUGCCGGCAUGGACGAAGGUGGUCAAGGGGUGGUAGACAAGGGACACAAACGCUCAAACACCAUUAGUGGAUUUUUCAGCAGAACAAAUUCAGUUUUCGGCAAGUCUGGGCGUAGGGAUUCUACCGCAGAGCGACCAGCUCCCGAAAAGCAGAAGAAAUAUCCACCGAUUAGCAUGGCUGGAGCACACAUUCCAGGACACCCAGCACAUGAACCUACCCCUCGCCACUCGAUAGAUUCUCGUCGCUCGAUAUCAUUUGGAUUUGGAAAGAAACGAAGUGGGAGCAUCAAUGGAUCGCAAAGCACUCUCCAAGAGAAACCAAGGAGAUUCUCUUUGCUUCCAGCUUCAUUCUCUCUAAAAUCGAUAGGUAUUGGUAAGGAAUAUGGCACACCAGGUGCUCCACCAUCGGAUUACGAUUCUCGACCAGACAGCCAUGGAACUGGACCUUCCCAAAGUACCCGUAGUGACCCUUUGAGAAACACUAGCGGCAGUGCCCCUCAUCCAGCCACAGCCGAUGGUUCUUAUGAUCGACAACGUGAUAGUCCAUUGCAAGACCGACGCAAUACAUCUACAGCAAGCCCCACUCAACACCGAUACACUUCCCAAGGACAGGUUUCAAAUCCUCGAUCAGGAGCUGCACCCCAAUUUCUUCCCCCUAUGGGCUUCCGACAAGGCGAAUCGGCGAUCAACACAGAAUCUGAAUCGUCUUUGAAUGAGUAUCAAAAUCAACGAGGCACUGUAACAUACCCUCAAGCUCCUCAAACAUACCCUGAUUACGACAGUGAUCGUCGACCAGGAAAUAGUCGAGCCAACAGUCGUGGGGUUCUUCAAAAGCCUAAUCGAAAAUUCGCCGAAGCUUAUGAGCCUGUUCAAAAUUAUGGAUAUGGACCAACUCAUACCAAUGAUCACGCUGGUAGUAGCGGAGCGGCUCGAAAAGUCAUGGAUUUCUUCCGACGACGUGGAAAGGACCGUGCUGGGGAGAGAUGA
Molecule: messenger RNA, 4552 nt
Organism: Hymenoscyphus albidus
Lineage: Eukaryota; Fungi; Ascomycota; Leotiomycetes; Helotiales; Helotiaceae
Source: the annotation of a GenBank genome assembly